GCACACGGGUCGGUACUUUUGGUUAAAGGCCAGAAAUAGGGGGUCGAAAGUCACGUCCCUAGCCCUGAGAAAUGUGGGAGACAGUGCCUCGGGUCAAGGGGGGUACCAACCAAUAUCUGAGUCAAGAGCUGUGUCCAGUAGCCCAACGUGAGGCAGUUGACUCUUGGAAAAUGAAGAGUCAACCCAAGCACGGGAUCCCAGGCCCAAAGUCAAAGUCAACCCGCUGGUCAGCCACGGCCGUCGAUCAGAUGCACAUCAGCGGUUCUCUGCAGGUAUCCAGAAGAUUGCCAUGCAAGUGGGACACGAGGGAAAGCUGGGACUGCGCUGCAUCCAGGCCAUUGAUUUUCAGAUCAUCUGGGCCGUCGACCCAAGGAGACUGGGAGGCUGGUCAAGGUGAGGCAACACUAGAUAGAGUUGGAUUUACCAAGGAAGGCAAGCUCCUUGCUCUCGAUCUGGAGUUGUACUGCAAUGGAGGAAACUCGAUGGAUCUCUCACGAGGAGUCAUGGAACGGGCGGUGCUUCAUUCCGAUAACGUUUACGUAAUUCCAAAUAUCAGCGUAAAAGGGAACGUGUGCGUCACAAAUCAACCGUCAAACACAGCAUUCCGCGGGUUUGGCGGUCCUCAAGGAAUGUUGGUUGCAGAAAUGUGGAUGGAUCACAUCGCUGCGACUCUAGGGAAGCCAACGGAAGAGAUUCGGGCACUCAAUCUGCAAUCUGAAGGGUACGAGCUGCACUAUGGGCAGAAGCUAACAAGAUUUCAUGUCCCGAAGAUGUGGAAUGAGCUCAAGGACACGCGAGGACUGGACGCGGCACAAAGGGAGGUGGAUGAAUACAACUCGAAGAACAAAUGGCGUAAGAGAGGAUUAGCAAUGGUCCCUACAAAGUAUGGGAUCAGUUUUGGGGUCAAGUUUUUGAACCAGGCAGGUGCUUUGGUCCAUAUCUACACGGAUGGCACGGUGCUCGUCACGCACGGAGGAGUGGAGAUGGGGCAAGGGCUGCACACCAAGGUUGCACAGGUGGCUGCCACGUGUCUCGGUGUUCCUCUGAGCUCCGUAUUCAUCUCAGAAACAAGCACAGACAAGGUUCCGAAUGCGUCUCCGACUGCUGCCUCUGCGAGCUCUGACCUCUACGGCGGAGCAGUGAUGGAUGCUUGCCAGCAGCUCAAUGCACGGAUGCAGCCGGUGAAAAAUAGAUUUCCACCAGGAACUUCGUUAGGAGUAAUUGCCGAUGCAUGUCACAAGGAGAGAAUUGAUCUGAGCGCACAUGGGUUCUACGUGACACCGGGCAUCGACUUCGAUUGGAGUGUGGGCCGUGGAAGUCCGUAUGCAUAUUUCACGUCCGGAGUAGCAAUUGCCGAGGUAGAGAUAGACGCUCUCACAGGGGACUUCCACGUCAUUCGUGUGGAUAUCUUUAUGGAUAUCGGAAAGCCACUUAAUCCAGCAAUUGACAUUGGCCAGAUUGAAGGGGCGUUCGUUCAAGGGAUGGGGUGGGCGACCAUCGAAGAACUCAAGUGGGGAGACAUAGAGCAUCCGUGGAUAAGGCCAGGGCACCUGUUUACGCAAGGACCUGGUGCUUACAAAAUCCCCACGGUGAACGACAUCCCUAUCGACUUCCGAGUCACACUUUUGAAGGAAGCUCCAAAUCCCAGAGGAAUUCUGUCAUCGAAGGCGGUCGGUGAGCCGCCACUUUUCCUGUCGGCAUCGGUAUUUUUUGCAGUAAAGGAUGCCAUCGCUGCAGCAAGGAGGGAAAGGGGAUUGAAGGGAUGGUUUGCACUGGACUCUCCAGCGACACCAGAGAGAAUUCGAAUGGCAUGUGCAGACGAGUUUACAGCCCCGUUUGCCGGUCCGGACUUGAGGCCAAAGAUCAGUGUAUAGCGAAAGAUGUUUUUUGAAUUAAUUGGUUUGCUGAUCUCUAGGUCGAGCACGAUCGGUAUGCUGCCUGUGCUAACUCAGUAAACACCUGGAUGCUAUGCAUGCUUACCUGCCUGUGCGAGGUUACUUCGCCCAGACAGCAUUAGACAUAGCAUAGCAUCGGACAUAGCAUGAGGCAUAGCAUUGGACAUAGCAUGAGACAUAGCAUUGUACAUAGCGUCGUACAGAGCAUCGGGCAUAGCAUUGUACAAUAGUGUCGUACAGAGCAUCAGGCAUAGCACCAGACAGAGCAUUAGACAUAGCAUCAACAUAGCAUAGCAUUAGACAUAGCAUCAACAUAGUAUAGCAUCAGAUGUAACAUAGCAUUGCUUAGUACAUUCCUCUAUGAGCAAGGUACUGCUCUGCUGGUAAUAUUCAUACUGUUACAUCACACAUAGCACCAGACAUAACAUCAGACAUAGCAUUGCUUAGUAUAUCCCACCAUGGGGGAGGUACCACUCUGAGACUCCUGGUAGUAUCAGCACUACUUCAUAAGAAAGAGCAGCAGAAGUAGUAUCAGGCAUAGCAUUGCUUAGUACAUCCCUCCUUGAAGGGGGGGUACUUCAGCUCUUUUAGCAGGUUGGUUACAUCUACAACCGAAAUGGAAACCUAGUGUUUCUUGGUUUAAGAAUGCGGAAUCUCGUCUUAAUCAUCAUUUAUCUGGUCGUUUUGGAGUUAGUUCAUUGGCUUGGUCUGGACAUUUGGUUCCCGGAAGCCAGAGGACAACAUGUAAGAUGGGACAAUUUUUUAAUUUCUAGGGGACACUUUGUUAUUUGGGAAGAGUUGAAUGCCUGAAACGAAGGAAAAAGAAAAGGGCUAAUUUGCGAAAUACCCCUAUAAGUUGGGAUAUAUGCCAAAAUGCCCCUAAAAAAUCUGGGUAGAGCGGAAUACCCCUCUGACACGAAAAAUGUUUUGCGAAAUGCCCCUGGUGUCGGUUGGACCUGCCAUCUUUGCAAAAACCCCUACCGGGUACUGUCCAUCUUUGCAAAAUGUCCCAGUACUUGCCAACUUUUCCCAGGCCCCAUGUAUUUUCGUCUUAUUCCAAGUGGCCGAGGUCAUCUUUGCGUUUUGGCCCCUCGCCCAUAGAUAGACGGACAGAGAGAGAGAGAGAGAGAGAGAGAGAGAGAGAGAGAGAGAGAGAGAGAGAGAGUUCGCAGGAGGAUUUCAGAGAUGUUGACACGGCAUAGGAGGAGCUGGAGAUGGGGAACCUUACCAGGGAGGACAAUGAAUGAAGCUCCUGAACGCAG
This is a messenger RNA of Chara braunii, 3157 nucleotides long. NCBI's taxonomy places the organism in Eukaryota, Viridiplantae, Streptophyta, Charophyceae, Charales, Characeae. The record is from the annotation of a GenBank genome assembly.